AUGAUUGGAUCGCAUACUUUAUCAACUAUUAUAUGUAGAGAUGGUAGACAGCUUGUAUAUCCUUUAGAAGUUAAAUUCGAUAUUGAUAAUGUUUUAAUCGCUCAUAUAAAUUUCCAUAUAUCAGUUUAA
Molecule: messenger RNA, 129 nt
Organism: Cetraspora pellucida
Lineage: Eukaryota; Fungi; Glomeromycota; Glomeromycetes; Diversisporales; Gigasporaceae
Source: the annotation of a GenBank genome assembly